GCCCCCACCCCCCGCAUGUGCCCGAAAACCCUUGAUUAAAAAAAAUUAAAAAUCGCGAAAUAAAUCAAAAUAGUGAAGUGGAGGUGCGCUACACCUCCGGAAGUUCAUCCCUAUUUCACCCCUAAACUGAUCCCCAAAUUGUGAUGUGUCCUACGCUUUUUAAAUGCCAGUGUUUAUGCAAAAUGGAUGAGCCCAGCGUAACGGUGUCAACCGCGAUAACAGAAGUGACAAGGCACUUUGAAGGGUUUAUUUGGAAUUAUUUGGGGUGAACAGGACAUUUGGGCUGCAUUCGGUCAUUAGGCCAGUCGGUAAUCUCCUCAUCAAUUUGUGACUCGACAGGAAGGGCAAUAGCGUGAGUACAGAAACACCAGAACCACUGACAAUUUUCCCACCCCCUCAAGACUCGUGAACAACCCCGGCUCAUUCGGGGGUUGUGGUUCAAUGCCUCUAAUCAUUCAAGGUCAUGCCAAAUUACUACGUCACGCAAUGGCGUAUUACCGGCGCAUUGUUAUUAUUAUUUUUAUUAUUCAGCUCCCGGAGCCAAAUCUGUUUUGUUAUCGCGAUGACCCAAAUUCUUCAUCACGUGUUGCAGAUGAGUGAGUCAGUGAAGGUUGCCGUCAGAUGCAGGCCCAUGAACCAGAGGGAGAGGUCCUCUGGGUGUCAGAACAUCGUCUCGGUGGAUCCAAUCGCCAAGACCUGCACCCUGGACGGUUCCCCCGGUGCUGGAAAAUCCUAUCAGUUUGACGCGGCGUUCGGUCCUGACAGCACAACCGAAAAGCUCUACGAGGACGUGGGUUCCGUCGUCGUGGAGGCUGUCCUCGAGGGCUACAAUGGCACGGUCUUCGCCUACGGCCAGACCGGCUGUGGUAAGUCCCACACGAUGCACGGUUUCGUGGAGAAGACCCUCGAGCACAUAUUCGAGGCGACAUCAACAUCAUCCUCCGACACCCGAUACCUCGCCCUUCUCUCCUACCUGGAGAUCUACAACGAGCGCCUCCGAGAUCUUCUCCAAGACAAUUGCGUCGAGGGUGCCCUCCAGCUAAAAGAGGACCCCAAUCGUGGGACCUACGUCGCCGGUGGCCUGCGCGAGGUCACCGUCAAGGACGCAGCCGAGUGCGCCCGACUGGUGGAGCAGGGGGACAAGCGUCGUGCCCUAGCUGCGACGAAGAUGAACGCUACAUCCUCGCGGAGUCACGCAGUGCUGACGAUUUCCCUGGAGGCGCUGGCCAUGGGUGAGGACACAGAGAAACGAGGUGCAGCGGUGCGAAGAGGGCGUCUUCACCUGGUGGACCUGGCGGGAUCAGAGAGGCAGUCGAGAACUGGUGCUGCUGGAGAUCGAUUGAAGGAGGCCGCGAGCAUAAACCUGAGUCUAUCGGCCCUGGGGAAUGUGAUCAGUGCUUUGGCAGCGGGGAAUGGACGACACGUGCCAUACAGGGACAGCAAAUUGACGAGACUCCUCCGGGACAGUCUCGGGGGUAACGCAAGGACUCUGAUGAUCGCCUGCGUCAGUCCCUCCGAUGACAACGGCGAGGAGACACUGAGCACCCUGAGGUACGCCGCCAGGGCGAGGUGCAUCAAGAAUAAACCGGUUGUCAAUGAGGAUCCCAAGGACGCACUCCUCAGGCAGUACCAGCUGGAGCUGGAGCGGCUGAAGAAGCUGCUGGAGGGGUCCAAGGACUUCGAGGCCGAUGAGGACGAGGACAGGGGGACCAGUCUGACGUACAACGAGGAGGUGGAGAAGCUCAAACGCGAGUGCGAGGACUCCAACAUGUCCGCCCAGCGGCACAGGGAGGAACUGGAGGCGCUGAGGGGACGGUAUGAGAACGCUGGGAAUUUGGAAGCUGAUGCUGGCCAUCAGAACAAGGUCUGGACGUCCACGACUAGGGAGAUUGAUGAGAAGAGGAGGCGGAAGAGGGAGGCUGCCAAGAGGGAGGUCAUGAGGCGGUUGGAGAGGCUCACCAUUGGUGGAGAGGCUCAGGGUGAUGCUGAGUUGAGGAAACGCAGGGAGAGACGCAGGCGCAGGCUUGAAAUCAUUGCUGCUGCGUUGGAGAAGAGCGCGCAGGACGGGAGUGGUGGGGCAUUCGAGGUUUAUGGACAGCUCAGGACCACUGAGGAUGCCCUCAAGAGAAUGGCCAAAAGGACUAAACAACUCGAAGCUGAGGCACUCGAUCUCCAGGCAUCCUGGGACGCGGAACGUCGUGAACUCCUACGGAGAGAGCUGCUUGCAACACAGAUAUGCGAAGCUAUGCUGCCGCAUCUGCGUCCUGGCUGUCCGUUGCGUGACCUCACCGCUGUACGUGCAGCAGCAACGUGGUGCGAUGAGCUCGGUAGGUGGAGAUUGCCAGAUGCCUCAUCAAGAAUACCACUGCCACCGCCACCACCUCUGGGACGCGACGGACGAAGAUCAAAGCCUGAUCACAAUAAUAAUAGUGAUGAUAAGGACAGCGAUGAUGAGUCCAGAGGUGAAAUGAGCCACAACGAGAGGAAGGACAUCGUCGGAACGUAUUUCAAGAGAAAUAGAAUCGACGAGUUGCUGGCGAGGGCGAGGGAGGCCAAGACCUUCGAAACCAACGGCCGACUGAGUAAAUCCGGUGGUUCAGACGACUCCACCAACAGCUACCUCCAGCUAAAUGCUCUGAAUCUUCAGACAACUGCCCCAAGGGUUGAUACCCCUGGAAAAGUCCCCGCGCACAUCGCAGGGGGUCGACCCAUCGGCUCAUUCAACGCCUGGCUGGUCCAGGAUACAGCGCCCCGAUCAAUUCUGAGUUCAAGUCAAUCCAAAAAAGUACCUCCACGUAUUCUCGAGGCUCUGCCCUCGCGGAUGACCUCCUGACGAGACUACGACGCCAAGGAUCGCCAGUCAUAUCAAUUUUUACGAUAUGUUCUCGAUGGUCUCCAGUGAAAGUCAUUACGUAAAGUUGCAGAAGCGAAGAGACUUUUAUUUUUUAAUACUUUUGAUUGGGGACCUGUCUUCUCUGCGCUGGAGAAAAAAUGAGGAACAGUACUCGAAGAGGUGGUGAAUUACAGGGAAUAUGACAACAGAAGCAGAAGAUGCUCUCCAGGACUCCCCAUAUUUACCAGCAGCUUUCCUCACACCUUUUCUCUCCCUGCGAGAGAUUCAGAGAUUCACGAGACGUGAAUUCCAGGUCUGGCGGCUCCUCUGGACGUCUCCAACGUUUUUUAUCCCCAAAAGGUCACGGAUAGGGACAAUUGCUGGUCUCUGGACAGUUGUUAAUGCACAUAACGUGCGUCAAAGUGUUCCGAAGAUGUUUUAUUCGAUUCCAUAAAAUACUGUGACUACUUUACACAUAUCCCAGUGAUAAAUACAAAGUUCUAAGUGCUAAUUUGAAUCAAUAACCAGUCUCGGUGUCGAGAGUGAGAAAUAAAAAAAUGGCAAAUGAACAACCAACGAGCAGUUGAUUGCAAGAUAUUCUUUCCUUUCGUGGAGAUAUUUUUUUUGCUCUUUUAACGAGUCGAACGAUCAUUAUCUGAUCGUUCGUGACCCACACGGUUCACAGUAUAUCUUUUUGAGGAUGAUAAUUGUUACUUGUACAUGGGGUGCAUAAAUUCGAGUUAUUUGUCAAGGCUCUGAGGUGUUUUCUUUUAGUUUAUUCGGGCCAAAACUUUCCAGAAACACUGGCUUGAUGGCGCAUGAAACUAAUGAUGAAGGCAUGUGAUGUCCUGAGUCUAUUACGGUUCCAGAGGGAUCGCGUGCUCUUCGGAAUGAGUGUGUACUUCCUGUUUUGUAGAAGUUUAUAAACAUCGUGGGGUCAAUCAAUUGUGCAUCGAAUAUUUAUUAACAACAGGUAUUUUCCGGAUUUUUUUUCAUUGAAAAAGCUCCACAGGAAUUUUCGAUAAAUUAUUCACACGAAUUUGAUUUUAAUUGAGUGUCAGGUUUGAUUAGAAAAUUCGUGAGGAUUUUCCUGUCAAAUCUAAUCGCAUUUUCUGUAAACAUGUCAUCAAAAUAAUUGUAGAAUGUUGGGACGUCAACUACGAAGCUCCGAAAUUUUUAAUAAACAACGUUUUCACUGAUAUUUGAUUUUUUUCAUUCGAAAAUUGUUUUACAAAUGCACUGGGCCACUUUGGCUCCAAUAAUUAUUUCGAGUGAUUGAAUAAGAAGGUGAUAUUUCUAAAAUUCAAAAAUUCCGUUGAUCCUGUAAUGAUUUCUCGUAUCUGAAUUCAACCGAAUAAUGUCCGAUUUCAAAAUAAAGAGGCGAGUGCCCCGCGAAUGAAAGCGAGUUUGGAAGCAUUAAAAAAAAAUUGAGUAUCUUUUUAUGGUAUAUUUUUUGUCUUCCUCGGUUGCGCGAAUGAGCUACUUUUACUUUCACGUUGGAGUUGCUACAAAACAUUGCCGGCGCGCGAAAUUACCCAAACACUUUAAAGAAGCUCACACACCAUUGAAAAUAACCGCUUUCCCCUAUUGAAAGUGCCUGCUCUCUCAUUCACUUCUUUUAUUCUCAUUAUUCGGUGUUGAUGGACACAAGGGAGAUGUGAUUUAUGACCUGGAGAGGCGGAAGGGGAUCAAUUAUUUAAUUAUUUUAGCGGUACCCAAAUAAUUGACGGUAAUUCCCAAGGAAUAAU
Molecule: messenger RNA, 4581 nt
Organism: Diachasmimorpha longicaudata
Lineage: Eukaryota; Metazoa; Arthropoda; Insecta; Hymenoptera; Braconidae
Product: osmotic avoidance abnormal protein 3-like
Exons: 4
Coding region: 464-2833 (789 amino acids)
Biological process (GO): microtubule-based movement; mitotic spindle organization; spindle elongation
Cellular component (GO): microtubule associated complex
Molecular function (GO): microtubule motor activity; microtubule binding; ATP binding
Source: RefSeq, a predicted model, not a curated record